Molecule: messenger RNA, 1716 nt
Organism: Lingula anatina
Lineage: Eukaryota; Metazoa; Brachiopoda; Lingulata; Lingulida; Lingulidae
Product: caspase-3
Biological process (GO): positive regulation of neuron apoptotic process; apoptotic process; proteolysis
Cellular component (GO): cytoplasm
Molecular function (GO): cysteine-type endopeptidase activity
Source: RefSeq, a predicted model, not a curated record
GUAGCUUUUCUUGAAGUAUGUUACAUGCCGCUUCCUUCUUCCUUUUCCCGUCUCUACGUAAACAGGGUUGAUAUUCAGUGUUUGAGUUGAAGAUGGAUGACACAGAAACUGACACUCCUCCCAGCAGAGGAGGAUUCGUAGAUUUAGGGAAAGAUAAAAGGCCAGACAAACAGGUGGCUCAUGUAAGAGCAGGUCCAGAGAAUGAAUAUCCAAUGGACUAUAGAUACAUGGGAAAAGCAAUCAUAUUCAACAUCAUGGAGUUUAAAGGCAGUGGCAUUAAAAGGAAAGAUGUGGAUGCUGCAAAAUUAUAUGGAAAAUUGGAAGAUCUAAAGUUUCAGGUGUCGCUAAAAAACAAUUUUUCAGCUGAGGAGAUAAAAGAUUGUCUUGCAAGAGUUGCUAAGGAAAAUCACCAAGAUAUGGCAUGUUUUAUGUGUAUCAUAUUGACCCGUGGGAGGGAAGGUCUCAUCCUUGGUAAAGAUCGGUCUAUCCCAGUGGAAGAGUUGCUUCAACCUUUCAAAGGAAACAAAUGUCCCUCCUUGGCUGGAAAACCCAAGAUUUUCCUCAUUCAGGCAGAUCAGGAUAUUACAUUUGAAAAAGAAAGUGCAGAUUUUUUUCCACUGGGAACAAAAUAUAAACCUGAAGAGACGAAGAAAUACCGUAUUCCAGCAGAGGCCGAUUUUUUGGUAGCCACCUCUGUGAUUCCAGGAAAAUGGUCAUGGGACAUAACUUUGCCUACAGCAAGUCAUUUCAAAAAAUACAAAAAUGCCUCUUGUUUCAUACAUCAUCUUUGUGAGAUGCUUGAAAAGGAAAGCGAGCAGGAGGAGGAGAGUGAGAGGUUGGACCUUUUAACCCUGUUUAUGCGUGUAUCCCAACUGGCGACUUGUGAUGUCCAGCAGGCUCUUGGGGACACCCAUAAAGCUCUCUUUGAGGAAUAUGAUUUAAUACCAUGUGUCACUUCAACACUGACCAAGGACAUUAUAUUUCCUAUCAGUGAUUAGAUCACUUAUUGACAAUUAAGACAUCAGAACACAAAGAAUAUGUUUUCUCAAAAUAAAAUCAAUAUUGACUUAUAAUAAAAAAUGACAGACAAAACUCAUUAUGAUUUUUCUAUGGAGGCAAACUGAUUUUAUUUUCCCUUAAAGCAUCUGUCCCAUACAUAUAUAACUGGCAUCAUACUUUUAAAAUCAUGAAAAUAUAACAUUACGGUAUUUGUGGAAACCAGGAACACCAGAUUUCCUCCCUACCACCUAUUGUAAACUGUAUAAAUACUCACAGACACCACGAUUCUACUGUGACUUGACAAAUCAAUGAGGAAUACCAACCAGAUUUCUUAGCAUCCAUCUCUGCUUUGUCUAUAGUAUCCCUUCACAAACAGGAAUUGCACAUUACACAUUAUUUUUGUCUAGUUGUACAUUUACAAGGACAUAAAGUGUUUUCUGUGCAAAAUAUAGUACAUUAAUAAAAGCUACUAAAUUUAUGCCUUUUGCAUAAUACAUAAAAAAGCUUCAAUCAAAUAUUUUAAACACUGAGACAAAAAAAAUUUAAUGUCUCCAAUAUUAAUUUUAGACCACGUCAAAACAGCCUUACGUGAAUUUUAGAACUGGUGAAGAAUCAUGCAAGCAUGUCAGUUGACAAAUAUAUUUUGUACUCCUCUUUAUGCAAUAAAUUUGUACAAAACCCUAUAGUGUGUGUUGUGGUCCUCUUACUGAUCUUAUA